Messenger RNA from Theobroma umbraticum, 1934 nucleotides. It is a transcript of the gene ABCG25, whose product is annotated as ATP-binding cassette family G25. Gene Ontology annotation, biological process: transmembrane transport. Gene Ontology annotation, molecular function: ABC-type transporter activity. The record is from RefSeq and is a predicted model, not a curated record. Lineage: Eukaryota; Viridiplantae; Streptophyta; Magnoliopsida; Malvales; Malvaceae. Gene Ontology annotation, cellular component: plasma membrane.
UCCCUCGUAUCCGCUCUUCCUUCUCGUUUCUUCCCUGCUCCCUCGCUUUAAUUUCCUUCCCCCCAAACAGCAGCAGAAAGAACCCAAGGUGCCAAAGAGGCAAAAGAAAUAAUGCCGGGUUUUGGUGGUGUAGAAGCUCCCAUUGGGAACACCCUCGACGGCCUAGAUCAUUCCAAAGACACUUCUCGAGAUUUGCGUGACUUCCCAUCUUUAAUGUCUUCCUGUUAUCCUAUCACUCUCAAGUUCAUUGACGUGUGUUUCAAGGUGAAGAUACAGCAGGAGACCAACAGUUCUCGAGGUCGACGCAUUAAACGAAUGUUUAGCCAUGGAGGAUCAUCAGCAGCGCCGUCUGAUCAAAUAUAUGUUUCAGGUGUGUGUAAACUUGAUGGUGUAAGCGAGAGAGAGAGGCCGAACGUAAAGCAAACUCUUAUUGCUUCUUACAACACGCUGUUGGCCCCAAAAGUAAAAGCUGCUUGCAUGGAGAUCACCACUGUUUCAGCAAAAGCAACACGGUUGAAAGGAAGCCAUUCAUCUAAAGAACACAGGCAAAGCAAUACAGUUGACCUCUCUACUUGGUUCCAUCAAUUCAGCAUUCUGUUUCAGAGAAGCCUGAAAGAAAGAAAGCAUGAAUCGUUCAACAGCCUCAGAGUCUUCCAAGUGAUCACUGCUGCAAUAUUAGCCGGUUUAAUGUGGUGGCACUCGGAUUAUAGAGACAUUCAAGACCGCCUAGGUCUCCUCUUCUUCAUUUCCAUCUUUUGGGGAGUGUUGCCAUCGUUUAAUGCAGUAUUUGCAUUCCCCCAAGAGCGUGCAAUCUUCAUGAAAGAGCGUGCUUCUGGUAUGUACACUCUAUCUUCCUAUUUCAUGGCGCGGAUAAUCGGAGACCUCCCCAUGGAGCUUAUUCUUCCCACAGUUUUCCUUAUUGUGACAUACUGGAUGGCUGGCUUGAAACCCGAUUUGGUGGCCUUUCUUUUGACACUGUUGGUUCUUCUCGGCUACGUGCUUGUCUCUCAGGGCCUUGGCCUUGCAUUAGGCGCAGCGAUCAUGGAUGCCAAACAGGCUUCAACCAUAGUUACUGUCACCAUGCUAGCAUUUGUUCUAACAGGAGGAUAUUAUGUGCAUAAGGUGCCAUCAUGCAUGGCGUGGAUCAAGUAUAUUUCCACAACGUAUUACAGCUACAAGCUGUUCAUUAAUGUCCAAUACGGCGAAGGCAAGAAAAUUUCGUCCAUGUUGGGCUGCUCACACCAUGGAAGAAGUAACACCGUUAGCUGCAAGUUUAUUGAUCAAGAUAUUGCAGGGCAAAUUAGCCCUGAACUGAGUGUGGCCAUCUUGCUUCUGAUGUUUGUAGGGUACAGGUUGUUGGCUUAUCUUGCCUUAAGGCGCAUCAAAGGUUGAAGCCAAGCUUUGUGUUAGUUUAAACAGGUUUCUUGUUAUUCUUAUUGGCCCUAUAAUUGUAAUUUUCCAAACAUGGCGUACAAAAGGAUGGCUAGAAAGAAAGAUUUGUUCAGGGUGUCUAGGGGGACCUUGGGAUCAAAGCUAACUGUAACUGAAGAAGAAUCAAUAGUAAAAGUUUGCAUGCAAAGGUUUGCAACCGCAUUGUUUUUACUGUGCUCCCUUCAUUAGCACGAGCUCAAUGAUUCUAUCAGUAAAGCACUUCAUAUAAGCCUAGCCUCACUAGCUAUGACUUAAUGGUUGUCUUGCCACUUGCAGGAGCUUUUAGAUGGGCUUUCUCCACCCAAUUUGGGCAUAAGAUGAGGAAUCGGAUAUUGGGUUUUAUAUUCUAGACUGAUUCUUGCUCCGGAUGGGCAUGUUAUAAGUUGUUUGGGCAAGUAGGUCGAAGCUUAGAGGGGCUCAGUUGGCCCUGAAAUUUUUUUUUCUGAGUCCAAAGUGACCUUAUUUGUAUAUAAAUCACUUAUAAAUACAGCCUUGGGAUAGCA